AUGCCUCCGACUACUUCCGACGUUUGGAAGUACUUUACACGUGCAAAUGAUCGAAAAUCGGCUAAGUGCAACCUGUGUGAGACUACCCUUGCUUAUUCUGGAGGAACUUCUAACCUCCGGAAUCAUCUCAAUGGAAAACAUCCAUCAAUUAACAGUGGAAAUACGGACGAUACAAAAAAGCAAACAUCUCUGUCAGCGUUUGUUUCAACACCGAAAAAAGUGUCAUCGUCUGAAAGUGAGAAAAUAACUCAGUCGAUAGCGAAUAUGGUUGUUAUGGAUUAUAUGCCACUAAGUGUCGUUGAAGGAGAAGGAUUUUUAAGUCUGAUGAAUACUGUAGUGCCAGUGUAUAAUGUGCCAUCCAGGAAUACUAUUCGUUCUCGGAUUGUUAAACGAUAUGAUAGUGAGAAGGACUUGCUAAAAUCAUCUCUCGCGAGUGUAUCUUCUGUUGCUGUAACAACUGACACGUGGACAUCCAAUGCAACAGAAAGCUACAUUACGGUCACAGAGCACCAUAUCGAUAAUGAGUGGCGCAUGAGGAGCAAUGUGCUGCUUACUCGUGCCAUGCCAGAGAGACAUACGGGGGCAAACUUGGCACGAAAACUUCAGGACUGCAUUUCUGAAUUCGGCCUCGUGGGGAAAGUUGAAACAUGUGUACAUGAUAACGCGAGAAACAUGGAUUGUGCUGGACGCAUAUGUGAUGAGUGGAGCGAUCUCGGUUGUUUUGGACAUACUUUGCAAUUGUGUAUAAAACCGGCGCUAGAACUACAGAGUGUUUCAAAAACGGUAGCUAAAUGUAGGAAACUUGUCGGCCACUUUAAACAUUCAACAACACUAACGGCCGAAAUGAGGAAACGCCAAGUUACACUGGGUGCUCCCGAGCACGAGCUUCAACAGGACGUUGUUACCCGAUGGAAUUCCACCUACUACAUGUUACAACGUGUAUCUGAGCAAAGACGCGUGUUAACGGACAUUAUGCUGGAUACUAGCAUCACAAGCAAGAAUGAUAGUGCGCUUCUGUUGAAGGAUCACGAAUGGGACAUUAUCAGUGAUCUCUGUGAUGUGUUACGUAUUCUCACGGACGUUACAACGUACAUGUGCUCUGAUCAGUAUGUGUCUUGCUCAGAGAUAUAUCCGAUCGUGUUUGGAUUAAUAAACGGUUGUCUCAAGUGA
Mercenaria mercenaria is the source of this 1170-nucleotide messenger RNA. RefSeq names its product E3 SUMO-protein ligase ZBED1-like. NCBI's taxonomy places the organism in Eukaryota, Metazoa, Mollusca, Bivalvia, Venerida, Veneridae. The transcript has a single exon. Gene Ontology annotation, molecular function: DNA binding. Bases 1 to 1170 code for a protein of 389 amino acids. The record is from RefSeq and is a predicted model, not a curated record.